Chironomus riparius is the source of this 1535-nucleotide messenger RNA. NCBI's taxonomy places the organism in Eukaryota, Metazoa, Arthropoda, Insecta, Diptera, Chironomidae. The record is from the annotation of a GenBank genome assembly.
UUGAGAAAAAAUUGAACAAAAGGGGCAACUUGUGUAAAAAAAUCGUCUUGAAAAAAUUAUUUAAAAUAACUUAAAAAGUAAAAAAUUCAAGUUAAUAAGUUAAUAACUGUUUAUUCAAUAUUAAAAUAUAAAGGAUACAAUUAAAGAUGCCCUCAUCUGAUUCAGGGGGCUAUGUUUCUCUUUCUGAGGGUGCAAAUGUGUACAAAUCAACUACAGAACCAACAAAAUCAUUAUCAGUAGUAGAAACGGUUAAAAAAGCUAUCGAGAAUGCUUUUAACUCAAAUGAAAUUGAGAUCUCAAACUUUUCUGCAUGUAACGCAAGAGAUCAGAAAGAAAUUAAAACGAUAAGCAAAACUACUUCAAUCAGAAUGCCGUCAGCUCCAUCACAUACUGCAGAAUCUACUAGACUCCUUGGCACAAUGCCAGCUGAACUAGAUGAUAUAGAAUUACGUUCUGUUCAACUUCAACAAUCCCAUUCACGUGAUUCAAUUAGUAAUGCUUGCGAUGUGCACUGCAUUUCAACUGAUAAAGGAGACAUUGCGGUUGCCGUGCAAGGUGAUCUUUCAAAACCAGCUAUUUUAACUUUCCAUGAUCUCGGCUUAAAUUAUGCAUCAACAUUUACUGGCUUUUUUAACUACCCAACUAUGAGAGCUAUGUUAGAAAAUUUCUGUGUUUUUCAUGUUACAGCUCCUGGUCAAGAAGAAAAUGCACCAACUUUUCCAGAAAAUUUCAUUUAUCCAACUAUGGAUGAGUUAGCUUCUCAAUUGCUGUUUGUUAUGUCACACUUUGGAUUGAAAAGUAUCAUUGGAUUUGGGAUUGGUGCUGGGGCAAACAUUCUAGUUCGAUUUGCGAUGAAUAAUCCUGAUAAAGUAGGUGCCCUUUGCUUGGUAAACUGUAGCUCAACGCAAGCUGGAUGGAUCGAAUGGGGCUAUCAAUCUUUGAAUUCUAGAAAUUUAAGGGCUAAAGGAAUGACACAAGGUGUUUUAGAUUAUUUGAUGUGGCAUCAUUUUGGUCGUAAUCCAGAAGAGAGAAAUUUAGAUUUAGUGCAAAUGUAUAAAUCGUAUUUCGAGCGUUCAGUAAAUCCUAUAAACCUUGCAAUGUUCAUUGACUCUUAUGUCAAGCGUACGGAUAUGAAUAUUGCAAGAACUCCAACAGGUAGUCCACAAAGUGCUACCCUAAAAAUGCCUGUUUUAAACAUAACCGGAUCUUUGUCUCCCCAUAUUGAUGAUACUGUUACGUUUAAUGGACGUCUGGAUCCCUCAAAAACUAAUUGGAUGAAAAUUAGUGAUUGUGGACUCGUUCUCGAAGAACAGCCUGGAAAACUAGCACAAGCAUUUAGACUUUUUUUACAAGGUGAAGGAUAUGCUGUUGGUGCUUUACAAAAAUUAUCCCGUGAACCUACAAUUGAAACCAUUAAUUAAUUUAUUCAUUAAAUUAGAAAACAAUAUUCCUAAAAUCAACCAAUGCAUUAAAAAUUUAACAUAAAACUAUUUAUAUAAAAAAGUCAAAAAUAAAAAUUUUAUAACUUACAGACU